CUGCGGCGCGUCCAACUUCCUGUCCAGCCCUGGCCGCCUCCUGAGGUGGCUGCUCUCCUGCCGAGCGGCGCCCAGAAGAGGAGGAGCAGGGAAGGCGUCCGGGGAGACCUUCUUGGCUUGCCGGAGGAGGCCGAGGCCAUGGCUUGGGCGGCGCCCUCGCUGCCCACCGAUAAAUCCCGGUUCAUCUGUAUAUACCCAGCCUACAUAAAUAACAAGAAGACCAUAGCAGAAGGAAGAAGAAUACCUCUUGACAAAGCAGUAGAAAAUCCAACAUCUACAGAAAUUCAAGAUGUAUGUGUGGCUGUUGGACUUAAUGUGCUUCUGGAGAAAAACAAAAUGUAUCCCAGGGAGUGGAACCGUGAUGCACAAUAUAGGGGUCGGGUGCGGAUUCAGCUCAAGCAGGAAGAUGGCAAUCCUUGUCAACCUCAGUUUCCAACACGUAAGGCAGUGAUGUUGUAUGCAGCAGAAACAAUCCCCAAACUAAAAACAAGGACACAGAAAAUGGGGGGAAGUGACCAAAGUCUACAGCAAGGCGAGGGAGGCAAAAAAGGUAAAGGAAAGAAGAAGAAAUGAAAAAGGCUAUCAGAAAUAUCAUAUAUGAAGAUUAACAUGGAUACGGAGCAAUAAAGACUUAUAAUGUAAAAGAUGGAACAACAAACAAGCUUUUGCAGCUGUUGUGUGGUAAUUUCUAGACUGGAAUGUAUUUAAACAUGCAUCUAAUUACAGUUGAUCCAUUUGUGAUCAUAUCUAGAAAUGUCUUUUUAGUACUUGCAACAAAUGGGAAAAUCUUGUUUGUAAUGUGGAAAAAUGCAUUUGAAAUGAAUGCAGCUCGUACUUUAGUAAAGCUGGAUGCCUCUUUGUGGCCCAGAUUAAUGUUGUUAACAGUGGGGUGGGUUAAUUCAGGGUUUGACAAGGCUGUUAAAACAUUUUUCCUUGUAUUAAAACACAACAAAAUAAUUUUUGAAUUAAACUGUUUUGAAGGAA
Anolis sagrei ordinatus is the source of this 984-nucleotide messenger RNA. RefSeq names its product signal recognition particle 19 (gene SRP19). Gene Ontology annotation, cellular component: signal recognition particle, endoplasmic reticulum targeting. The record is from RefSeq and is a predicted model, not a curated record. Lineage: Eukaryota; Metazoa; Chordata; Lepidosauria; Squamata; Anolidae. Gene Ontology annotation, biological process: SRP-dependent cotranslational protein targeting to membrane; SRP-dependent cotranslational protein targeting to membrane, signal sequence recognition. Gene Ontology annotation, molecular function: 7S RNA binding.